AUGAACAACAAUGAGGAGAACAGAAACAGCACCCGUGAGUACAUCACCAUCACCAUCGAACAGAGCAACAACGUCGAAGAAAACAACUCAGAAGGGAUCGACAUUGAAUCGCAAUAUGUCAAUGCCCUUGAUGUCUUAGCCGCACUGGCUGAGAACAGCGGUGUCACUCCUGUAGAGGCUGUCUCCAAGUUCGUACGUGACUUGGAUCGAAAGUUCAACAGACUCAUGGCACUUGAACAAGCCGAUUUGAUUGCCACCAUACGCGGCGAAGUCGUUACUCAGGAUCGAAGGAUGAUGCGGGAUUACCUUGAGGAGGCACUGGAAGUGGUUUGGGAUCUCAGAUAUCAGGCAAUGAUCAUCCUCCGCCGCAUGUAG
Molecule: messenger RNA, 375 nt
Organism: Fusarium poae
Lineage: Eukaryota; Fungi; Ascomycota; Sordariomycetes; Hypocreales; Nectriaceae
Exons: 2
Coding region: 1-375 (124 amino acids)
Source: RefSeq, a predicted model, not a curated record